AAAACUGGGCCAUGGCUCACUGUCGUACACAACGUAUUUCAGGAAGAAGUUGGCGCCUGAAGCCCCACAUCCUGUUAGCCUAAACGCUACACAAACUAUGCGUUACACUCCAUCUUAAUGCUUUCCUUUUCUUUUGUUCUAACUGAAUUAAUCCAAAAUGGACAACAUGGAAUUUGUUCCCUUUUCUUCACUGGCACUCUUGGUUCCACCUUUACGAUUGAUGUCUGCAGCGAUGUGGGAAGUUGUGCGUCAGCGUAACGUAAAGCACUAUGGGAAACUGGAGGAGUUUGUUUCUAUGGUAACCGACGCAGUUCCUGAACUUAUGAGUAAAAGAGAAGGGAGGCUGCUCUCACUGGGAUUAAGGGCAAGGACGACUCUUGAGCUGUUGCGUUCUAAGCAUCCUGAAGAUCUCAAGGCUGUUGAGACCCACCUUAAUCGAAUUCAAUCUACAUGCAUCGAGGAGACCAAUGAUUCAAUUACGGAAGCACCAGAAGCAAAUUUCAUGAAACUAGUCCAAGGCCUGAUCGAAGACACCAAUGGCCGAGAACAUUUCCUUAAGAAUGUGUUUCCAGUAGAGUAUGGUCCUGAUUUUGACACAGCACUGGAAACUUUAGUUUGUGAAUUCUUCUCAAGACUGGAGGAACUCCUGCCAGUGCCAGAUUUUAAACAGACCGCUUGCUGGAUCAGUGCUGCCCCCUCUGUCCUGGAGGAGUACAUGCAGUGUGUUUCAAGUGGCGAGGACUUGAAAUUUCUUCUCCAGAGCAAACAGUGCAAUGGGAAAUUGGCGAAAAGUAACAUUGUUCCGUUUCAGUCAGAGGAUCUUCUCAUUCCCUCCUUGUCUCUUCCUCCAUCGCUAGAGGUAGCCAUUGCUUCCCACGCGAGUGCUUGCGAGGAUGAAAAUAACGAAGUUCCUCAGAUAGUCAUGUUUGACGAAGAAUUGUCGACAAACCCACCUUCUGCAACCGAGUUUCCCGAAUCCCCCAAAAGGACUGAAUUGUCAUUGUCCCCCCACAACAGACCCCAACCGGGAAUGCAUAAAUGCACCGAGUGCAACAAAUGUUUCAAACAUCACUCCGUCCUCAUUGAACACCAGAGGGUUCACACGAGGCUCCAUCCUUUUAACUGCUCCGAGUGUGGGAGAGCUUUUAGAACGGCUACGUUGCUGGCCGGCCACAGGUUGCGCAAGUGCAAAAACGCCGCAUAUCUUUGUAUCAAAUGCGGGAAGAGCUUUCCGACCUCGCUGGAAAAAUUCAGGCACCACUGUCCGAAGCGUGGCCGUAUUUAUGACUGCGCCCAGUGUGGCAAGACUUUUCAGAAGUCCAGCAGUUUGAAAGAGCACUUACGAACGCACGUUGACAAUCGACUCCUCAAGUGCAGCCACUGCGGUUCGUGUUUCUCUGGAAUCAGUGACCUGAAGUAUCAUCAACAGGUCGAUCACGAUAAACCAUACCAAUGCAAACGAUGCGGCAAAAGUUUCAUCUCUUCCAAGUGUCUGACCAAACACCAGCAGAGGCAUCAGGACGCGAACCAGGAAGUGGAACCUGCCAAAACGACCGGAGGCAAACACAGGAAAAGUAUUUCGGUGCAUCUGACUUCUGGACAAUCGCUGUCAUCGAGAAAGACUUCCGCCAAAACCGUCUACCCCCGGGGCGGAGUUAUCCAUAACUGUCCACUGUGUGGAAGGAGCUUCAAGUAUCGCUUUGAAUUUCUGGAACACCAGAGGUUUCACACGGCGGUGAAACCGUACAAAUGCUCCCAGUGUGGAAAAGCCUUUCGCACCGAGGUUCACUUGUCCGGGCACAGGAGAAGGAAGUGUAACAACGCCGCCCACAUCUGCAACAAGUGCGGCUGUCAAUUCAGGUCUCUACACGAGCGCACCAGACACCAGUGUGUGCAGUUGCUGACCAGGUACGAGUGCUCUCAUUGCGGAAAGACUUUCAAAAUGGCUCAUUUGUUGAGGAACCACCAAAUGACCGAGCAUCAACUCCCCUACAGCCCCAAUCACCGCUUUAGGUGUAGAUACUGUGAUGAGACAUUCCAAGGGAUAAGCGAACUAAAGUAUCAUCAACGAGUUGAUCACGAAAAACCCUAUCAGUGUCAGGAAUGCGGAAAGUGUUUCUUGUCUGAAAAAUGCCUGGCCAAUCACGAGCAGCGGCACAACAACGACAGACCGGAGAGCUGCCUCGUCUGCGGCCGUGGCUUUAGGAAUCGCUACGACUUGAAGCAGCACAUGCGCACUCACACGGGAGAGAGACCGUACCAGUGCACUCACUGUUCACAGUGUUUCUCCACUGCGGGAGGACUGAGGAGUCACACGAGGGUGCACACGGGAGAGAAACCUCACGUUUGCCCCGACUGUGGGAAGGGCUUCUCCCAAAUAGGCGCCAUGCGAACACACAGGCUCACCCACACGGGAGAGAGGCCUUUCAAGUGCACAGUGUGCGGCAAAGGUUUCACAAUGGCACACAAGGUCACGGUUCAUAUGCGCGUCCACACCGGAGAGCGACCGUACGUCUGCUCGCAGUGCGGGAAAGCGUUUUCAGACGGAAGUGUGCUGAAACAGCACAUGCUGAAUCACUCAGGGGUCAGGCCGUACCAGUGCCACAUCUGUCCAAAGACUUACACCUGUCUGAAUCACCUGAGGCGGCAUCUGAAAAGCCACUCUAACAUGACCUGACGCUUUUUUUUUUUCUCUUUCCCACAAAGACGUACUCAUUCGGAGACUUCCUUUGUAUGAGUGUGUGCUGACGUUCUCUUCAAACUUAAUCCAGCAAUACUAGAGAAGGCGUGUUAACCAAUGUCCAGUGGAUGCCGAUGCUGUUUGAUUUGUUAAUUAUUAUAAACUUAUGCAAAUAGUGCUAACUCUGCGGGCGAUCAAAGAAAUGAAAUAAAAUGUGUAUUGAAAAAAAAGCAACAUAAUAAAAUGCUGUGGCUGCAGAAA
This is a messenger RNA of Cynoglossus semilaevis (tongue sole), 2941 nucleotides long. Its product is annotated as zinc finger protein 665. The transcript has 7 exons. The record is from RefSeq and is a predicted model, not a curated record. NCBI's taxonomy places the organism in Eukaryota, Metazoa, Chordata, Actinopteri, Pleuronectiformes, Cynoglossidae. The coding region runs from base 158 to 2677 and encodes 839 amino acids.